AUGGCUUCAGGUCGCGAUGUGCGCGAUAUGCUGGGGCUGCCUCUCGGCGAUGUAGCACCCCCAACAGCGCAGAAGAAAUCGAAGAAGGGCGGCGGAUCGAAACGAAUACAGGGCGUUGCGCGUGAAGUCGCGGCGCUGUAUGGCGAGCGACCACCACCAGUGGCAGUCUACGAAGAGAAGAAGGCAUACCGCGCGAAGAGGCAGAACACCGGUCCUGCAAAGAAAUGGAUACAACAGCCAUUUACGAACCCAGCGCGCUCUGAUGGCCUCGUCCUCAAGCAUUGGCGGCGCAAACCCAUGAUGGCACCACCGGUGCAGGAAGGUGAAGAUGCUGAAAUGCCAGACAGCGAACCUACGGGCUAUCUCGAAUCGUGCGGCGACUAUGUCAAGUACAACAUCACGGUCGAUAUGCCCGACUUUACAGACGAGGAAUACGAUGCACACCUACGAAGCGACGAUUGGAGCCGAGAGGAGACAGACUACUUGUUCGGUAUUGUAAAAGACUACUCGUACCGGUGGGCAGUGAUAUGGGAUCGCUACGAAUGGCAGACGCUCAAGAGACGGGAGCGAGAGCUUGCGCAAGCUGCACAACAGGACAACGGCGAUGCUGAUUCAAACUCCCUGGCUACAUUGCCGUUCGCGCCCCCACGAGACAAAGAACGUUCCCUAGAGGAAAUGAAGGCGCGCUUCUACGACAUUUCCGCCAAGCUGAUGAAGCUCCGCAUCCCUGAGGUUCAGAUGGACGCCGACCAAUACGGCCUCUACGAAACGUUAUCCAAGUUCGACCCGGUCAUGGAGCGCAACCGCAAGAUGCUCGCCACAGCGCUCAUGAACAGAAACAUGGACGAAGUCAAGGAAGAAGAGUUCCUCCUCACAGAGCUGCAACGCAUCAACAUGGCCGCCGUGCGCCUCGACGCCGAACGCGAAGAACUCCGCUCCCGUCUCGAUGCGCCGCAAGCCAACACCUCUACCGCUGCAGGUCUGCAGUCCUUUACCUCCAGCGCAGCGCUGCAAGCACUUUUCCAGCAACUCUUCCAGCAGGACCGCAGCAAGAAGCGCUCAUCGGGCGGCUCCAACGCGCCAGGCCGCCUCUCCCUUUCCGCAAACGACAUGAUCAACACACCCGCAGGUGUAUCCUCCAACCCAGCAAACCGACGAACAAGCAUGGCGCUCCCUCCCUCGGCGCCCUCGCAGACACCGGUCAAAACCCUCUCCCCCCACCAAGAGCACCGCUUCGCCGUCUCGACGCACGACCGGCUUACUUCAGGCGUAACCUUUGGCUCGGACAAGCUGCUUAAGAUGCGCCAAGCGAAAUCGAACGUGCAGACGCAGAAAAUCGCAUCGGCGCUGCAAGAGUUGGGGGUCCCAGAUGUCAUCCCGCUCCCGACCAGCAAAGUAGCCGACGUGUUCGAGCAGCUCGUCGCCAAAGUAGGUCGGCUGCUCGACGUGCGCAAAGUCAAGGAGAAAGAAAUGGGCGAAUGCCGAGUGCUGAGCCGGAUGAAGGCCGUGCGCGCAGGCACGGGUAGCGGCGCCGUCAAGCAGGAGGGCGGCGAGGUCGACGCAGAUAAAAAGGAAGUGACAGAUAGUCAGGGGACGCCCGUGGGCGACAGCAACGAGGACGGCGCAGGUGAUGACGACGAGGACGAUGACGACGAUGCCGAGGGCGAAGACGACACAGGCGCGCAGAACACGCCGGCCAAUGCGGACCGCGAUGACGGCGACGGCGACGACGAUAAUGACGACGACGAAGACGAUGGCGAUGGCGAGGGUGAUGGCGAGGGUCAUGCUGACGGUGCAAGGGACGACGGUCAGGCCGAUGCAGACGUCGACGACGUCGAUGCAGAAGGCGAGGACGAGAGUGCAGCCCAAACGAGCCGUGCUACGAGUCAAGGCGCAGGACACAAGAGGAGCGCCAGCGAGCUCAGCGAGGGGAGCCAGCCGAGCGAGAAGCGGGCGAGGAAGUAG
Messenger RNA from Ascochyta rabiei, 1965 nucleotides. Its product is annotated as swr complex subunit. Gene Ontology annotation, molecular function: transcription corepressor activity. The record is from RefSeq and is a predicted model, not a curated record. NCBI's taxonomy places the organism in Eukaryota, Fungi, Ascomycota, Dothideomycetes, Pleosporales, Didymellaceae. The transcript has 3 exons. The coding region runs from base 1 to 1965 and encodes 654 amino acids. Gene Ontology annotation, cellular component: NuA4 histone acetyltransferase complex; Swr1 complex. Gene Ontology annotation, biological process: DNA repair; chromatin remodeling; negative regulation of transcription by RNA polymerase II.